ACUGACACUCACCACUGAGCUGGCAGACCCUCUCACAUUUUCUCUCCUUCACUCUGUCUGCUCCACACACACACACACUUCCUCUUGCUCCCUCACUCCUGCACACACACACUCUUCACGGCUCUCACUCCAUCGCUCGCUUCCCUCUCAGUCGUCGCUCUGCAGCCACACGGACAGUCUCCACUUUAGCUCCCGUGCAUCCUCCGGCUCGUCCUGCUCUCCUGCGCCGUGCGUUUGGCUCACGAGCAUCUGUCAUGGUCCAGCUCGCGCUCAAAGUGCACGCACAGAGCGGGAUAAUGACUGGAGGGCUCCAAAGAGAGAAGCAGGGUGAUCGAAGGGAUUGAAAGAAGUGAAGGAAAAGAGCCUGCUCCUGCUGAAAGGUGGGAAGACAGUUUGAUUUGGAUUAAACUGGCUGCGUCUCUGCUCUAAAGUUUCCACAGCGGGUGAUGUAGAACCGGGAACCUGCUUCUGGGUUUGCCACACCCCAACACGGCUCCACGCCACGCCUCCUCCCAGAACACCCCUCUUGUGGUCAUUUCACUGCAGCCGAGACAGCUCAUCAACAACCUCAACUUGGAAACCUCACAAAUCGCCAAUGCUUACAAGGAACUGCCUGCUGCUGUUCCUGUGGAUUCUUGUAAACGAGGAUUUGGUUUUUUCUUCGCGUGCACCUUCAUCAUCGCUGGGACGGAGCAGAGCGGGGAGGGAGCACGCCAGGAGCUCGGUGGGCCCGGUGAGGAAUGGGGCGGCUCGAUUCCAGCGGGUCAAGAGGGGAUGGGUGUGGAACCAGUUCUUUGUGCUGGAGGAAUACAUGGGGUCAGACCCGCAGUACGUGGGCAAGCUCCACACUGACCUCGAUAGGGGGGACAGUUCGGUGAAGUACACCCUCUCGGGGGACGGUGCUGGAUCCAUUUUUACCAUUGACCAAACUACGGGGGACAUCCAUGCCUUAAGGAGUCUCGACAGGGAGGAGAAGCCUUACUACACCCUGCGCGCCCAGGCAGUGGACAUCGUAACCAACAUCCCCCUGGAGCCUGAAUCUGAAUUCGUAAUCAAGGUCCAAGAUAUCAAUGACAAUGAGCCAAAGUUCUUGGAUGGGCCGUAUACAGCCAGUGUUCCUGAGAUGUCACCAGUGGGGACUUACGUGACGCAAGUAACAGCCACGGAUGCAGAUGACCCAACUUAUGGAAACAGUGCCAGAGUGGUAUACAGCAUCCUCCACGGCCAGCCGUACUUCUCUGUUGACCCUAAAACAGGGGUUAUAAAAACAGCCUUGCCCAAUAUGGACAGAGAGGUGAAGGAACAGUACCAGGUUCUAAUCCAGGCCAAGGACAUGGGGGGUCAGCUGGGAGGACUGGCCGGGACCACCAUCGUCAACAUCAGCCUGAGCGAUGUCAACGAUAACCCACCCAGGUUCUCAAAAAGUUUCUUUCACGUACGAGUUCCUGAAUCCUCAGCAGUGGGCUCUGCCGUCGGCAGGAUAAAAGCCCACGAUUUGGACAUCGGGAGGAAUGCUGAAGUAGAGUACACCAUCGUUCCCGGAGACGGAGGCGCCAUGUUUGAUAUCACCACCAAUGAGCACAACCAAGAAGGAAUCAUAAUACUCAAAAGACCCCUGGACUACGAAGGCAAGAAGAUCUACACCUUCAAGGUAGAAGCCGCAAACGCUCAUUUGGAUCCACGCUUUCAGAGCUUUGGGGCCUUCAAAGACACAGCAACAGUGAAGAUUAACGUUUUGGAUGUGGAUGAGCCCCCGGUGUUCAAUAAGCCCUCCUAUGUGAUGGAUGUGUACGAGGACACGCCCGCGGGGACCAUCAUUGGAGCGGUGACGGCUCAGGAUUUAGAUGCUAGCAGCAGCCCAGUCAGGUAUUCCAUUGACUGGAAGAGCGACUUGGACAGCAACUUUGACAUCGAUCCCGUGGAGGGCACCAUCUCCACCAACGAGCUGCUCGACAGAGAGAACAUCGCCCAGCACAACAUCUCCAUUGUGGCAACCAAGCUCAACAGUCCGGUUCUGACCAGCCGAGUAGCUGUCACAGUCCACGUGUUGGACAUAAACGAGUUCCCUCCUGAACUAGCCAGUUCUUACGAGACCUUUGUGUGUGAAAAUGCCAAAGUGGGACAGGUGAUUCAGAUAUUCAGCGCUAAAGACCAGGACCUACCCAGUUCUGGACAGCAGUUCUCCUUCAGGACAUCAAAAGACGACGUAAAGAACAAGAAUUUUACAAUUCGAGACUUUGGAAAUAACACAGCUGGAAUUGUAACUAAGCGGAGCGGCUUCAGGCGGCGUCUACAGGAGAUCUACUUCCUGCCCGUUGUGAUCGACGAUAAUGGCUACCCACCAAAGAGCAGCACAGGAACCCUCACCAUCCGCGUGUGUGGCUGUGAACUGGACGGAUCCCUGCUAACAUGCAGCGCAGAGGCCAUCUUCCUUCCUGUGGGUCUGAGCACAGGAGCGCUCAUCGCCAUCCUUCUGUGCAUCAUCAUCCUGUUAGUUAUCGUGGUUCUCUAUGUGGGCUUAAGACGACAGAAGAAAAAGGAAACCCUCAUGUCGUCCAAAGAGGACAUCAGAGACAACGUCAUUCAUUACGACGAUGAGGGGGGAGGCGAAGAGGACACGCACGCAUUUGACAUGGGGACGCUUCGCAAUCCCAAGGUCAUCAAGGACAACCUGUUCCGUAGGGAUGUCAAGCCAGAGAUGAAGAGAGGCCCCAGGCCACCCGUGUCUCAGGACAGCGCAGACAUCCAAGAUUUCAUCAGUCAGCGUCUGAAAGAACACGACACGGACAACUCGGCCCCGCCGUAUGACUCCUUGGCCACCUACGCCUACGAAGGCGAUGGCUCCCUUGCCGAGUCUCUCAGCUCCAUCGAGUCCCUCGCUUUAGACUUUGAGGAUGACUACGAUUACCUCAGUGACUGGGGGCCUCGCUUUAAGACACUGGCAGGGAUAUUCGGAGAGCAGUCAGAAACUCAGUCAAAUUCAACAAACACGGAGAACACACAUUGAUGUUAUUCACAGACUCUUAAGUGGGAAAAUUAGUUUUCUUGUUUGCUGGUGUCACAUUAUUUCAUCGUCUUUUUUCAGUUGUGGUUUGUUCUUUGGUUUCAGGCUCGCUGUUUUGUAUUUUCUAUGGUACUUUAUCAUGCUCAGUCCCACAAUUGUACAAAAAACAUAGAAAAUAAAUGGGGGGACACAUGCUGACAUGAUUAGAUGAGCAGCCAUUCAAUUUCUUGUCAUUUGAAUGCAGUUUCUUGUCUUAUGCUUUGUUUCCUCAUGGGGGGGGGGGGGGGGGGGGCAUGGAAAUGUUAUCAUUUCCUGGAACAUCCUUUAAAGUGCCUCAAUAUAAUUGUUCUUUCACUUGCUCCUUCAUGCCACAUAUCCAGUAUUUUCUUCUUUUGAAGCCCCAUCGGCUAAGCUGAUAGAGUCAGCAUGGUGUUCCGUGCUCUGACAUUAAGACCGACGUCAGUGGGGACAGCGAGGUGGCCCGAGUUCGGCCAAAGAUGUCUUGAAUGUUAUUUAUUGUUCUAUUUAUUUAUUGAAUGACUGCAUUUGAUUGGACGUCUGUAUUUAUCUAUUUAUCAUCGAUCUGUAUUUUUUAUUUUUUGGAAACACUUGAGGAUUUUGUAACAAUUAAAAGGCCCACAUGAAAAUGUAUGUUUCUGUUAGAUGGAUCCUGUAAAUAGACUUGUACUAGAGUUGUAAAAAAGAUGUGUUAGGCCUGGAUAAAUAUUGCAGUUUGAUGAUGUAAUAAGCACUGUUUUCUGAAAUAAAUGACACUUGUACAAAAAACACAUCUUAACUGGUUGUAUGUAAGUAAACAAAACACAAAAUAUUGA
Nothobranchius furzeri (turquoise killifish) is the source of this 3837-nucleotide messenger RNA. RefSeq names its product cadherin-12. Gene Ontology annotation, molecular function: calcium ion binding; cadherin binding. NCBI's taxonomy places the organism in Eukaryota, Metazoa, Chordata, Actinopteri, Cyprinodontiformes, Nothobranchiidae. The record is from RefSeq and is a predicted model, not a curated record. Gene Ontology annotation, cellular component: catenin complex; adherens junction; plasma membrane. Gene Ontology annotation, biological process: adherens junction organization; cell-cell adhesion mediated by cadherin; cell-cell junction assembly.